Molecule: messenger RNA, 810 nt
Organism: Mixia osmundae IAM 14324
Lineage: Eukaryota; Fungi; Basidiomycota; Mixiomycetes; Mixiales; Mixiaceae
Exons: 2
Coding region: 57-710 (217 amino acids)
Biological process (GO): negative regulation of protein kinase activity
Cellular component (GO): nucleolus
Molecular function (GO): double-stranded RNA binding; protein kinase binding; protein kinase inhibitor activity
Source: RefSeq, a predicted model, not a curated record
CACGUGGCAAGACACCAAGGCGACAGCGAUCCAAGCACCAAGCCGGCAGAGUGACCAUGUCAGCCUCGCCCGUGCCAGCCUCGAAAGCGCCGGCGAAGAGUAGGACAGCGGUCGACCUGCAGCGAGCUCAACUGGACAGAUUGCUCGCCAACCCAGCCAAGCCGGUCGUCAUCCCAGAGAGGCCAGCCAACGGGGGCCUCAAAGUCCUCAGGCCACCUCAGGAGACGAUCAAGAACGUUCAGGGCUCGAGUGCAGGCGCAGGCAGCGGCGAGUUCCACGUGUACAAGCAGUCCAGGCGGCGAGAAUAUGAGCGACUCAAGAUCAUGGAAGAGGAGGAUAAGCGAGACAAGGUAGUGCAAGAGGCAGAACAAAGGCAUGCAGAGCGGCAGGCCUUAGAGGAAGCCAAGCUGGCCAAGAACCGCGCAAAGAGGCAAAAGAAGAAACAGCGUGCAGCAAAGCCAGCAAGCACACAGGCUGCUGACAGCACCAACGGGAGCAAAGCAGCGGACGAUGUGCCGUUCAAGAAGCGCAAGAUCGUCGCCUCAGAUGGCGCUGGCUUUGCAUUCAGAUCAGCGCGCGACGACGAAUCAGAUGACGGAGGGCCAAGUCUGCCAGACGCACCAGAGCAGACGGAAGAAGCUGCCGUUGAGGAAGCUCCCCCUGCUAUUGCGCCAGAGACAGGCAUCAGCAUCGUCGACGAGGACGACUGAGAACGCUCAGUAAGAUGUAUUGUUGUAAAGCACACUGUGAAAACACUUGGCCGCCGCUCAAUGUGCAGAGACUAGCUGUGCAAUGGACACAAACAAACGC